Messenger RNA from Dibothriocephalus latus, 480 nucleotides. NCBI's taxonomy places the organism in Eukaryota, Metazoa, Platyhelminthes, Cestoda, Diphyllobothriidea, Diphyllobothriidae. The record is from the annotation of a GenBank genome assembly.
GGGACGGCCCUUCGCGCCUCCAAGGAGGCCACUCGCGAUGAGCACGUCCUCGUUCAAGUAGAGGAUGAAGCUGGCGUGGAGAAUGCGGAGCCCUCUGUUUCCUCGCAGGCCGCCUUCUUUGCCGACGUCCGCGUUGAAAAGGCGGACUUUCUGCAGUCACCACCAGCGUUCGAGGAGGAGAAGGAGAAACAGAAGGAGGCCUCUACCCCUACGUUUUUACCAUCUUCUGCCCUUUUCUACUCCCUGCCCUAUCCGGAUCUGGAGGGCAGAGGUCUCGUCAUGAGCAUCAGCCAGGCCUUCUAUGAUAAUGACGUCUUCCUCGGUGUGAUGGGAGUGGACAUGCACGUAGCCGAUCUGCUCGACCAGGUGAUCCACUUUGGCAGCGGUGGCCAGCGCGUGGGCCACGGCUCCUCCAGCGCCUUCAUUGUACACGCGCCCAACGGCUACACGGUCUCCCACCCCGCCCUCACUGACCUCCUC